Fulvia fulva is the source of this 837-nucleotide messenger RNA. Its product is annotated as V-type proton ATPase subunit D. The record is from RefSeq and is a predicted model, not a curated record. Gene Ontology annotation, molecular function: proton-transporting ATPase activity, rotational mechanism. Gene Ontology annotation, cellular component: vacuolar proton-transporting V-type ATPase complex; fungal-type vacuole membrane. Gene Ontology annotation, biological process: vacuolar acidification. The transcript has 4 exons. NCBI's taxonomy places the organism in Eukaryota, Fungi, Ascomycota, Dothideomycetes, Mycosphaerellales, Mycosphaerellaceae. The coding region runs from base 1 to 837 and encodes 278 amino acids.
AUGUCUGGCAAGGACAUAGAACCCAACAUCUUCCCAACCCGCCAGGCUCUGGCGGGUAUGAAGUCAAAGCUCAAGGGUGCACAAACCGGCCACGACCUCCUCAAGCGCAAAUCCGAAGCUCUCACCAAACGUUUCCGCGAAAUCACCCGUCGGAUCGAUGAAGCUAAGAGGAAGAUGGGUAUGCACGAGACAUAUAUCAGAGUCUGGGUCCUACGCCGCGUAAUGCAAAUCGCCGCCUUCUCCCUCGCCGAAGUAACCUACGCAACCGGCUCCAACAGCAUCUCCUACCAAAUCACCGAAGGCGUCAAAUCCGCCAAAAUGCGCGUCCGAACCCAGCAAGAGAACGUCAGCGGUGUCUUCCUCCCCACAUUCGAAUCCUUCCAAACAGAGGGAGCAUCAGAAUUCGGGAUGACGGGGCUAGGGAAGGGAGGCCAGCAGGUUGCCAAGUGUAGGGAGACGUACACAAGAGCUGUGGAGACGCUGGUGGAGCUGGCGAGCUUGCAGACGGCAUUUGUGAUUUUGGAUGAGGUGAUUAAGAUGGUGAAUCGGAGAGUUAAUGCGUUGGAGCAUGUUAUUAUUCCGAGGGCUGAGAACACGAUCAAGUACAUCAACUCGGAACUGGACGAGCUGGAUCGAGAAGAGUUCUUCAGGCUGAAGAAAGUCAAGGGUGUCAAGGAACGAGCCGCGGCGGAAGAGGAGGCAGCACGACAGAAGGCGCUCAAAGCGCGGUUGGCGAAGGCACAGGGGAGUGAUAAGGAGAACGAUGAGGAAGAGGAGCAGAGUGGAGAGUCGAAGAAUAUACUGGGUGACGAGGGAGACGAGGAUGUAAUAUUCUGA